AUGCCGCGAAGCAAAUCACGAGAUCGAAGACGUCGCACACGGUCAAGGUCUAGAGAUGACCGUCGGGAUCGUGAUAGACGUCAUCGUAAAGAAAAAGAUAGAAGGCGAAGGCGUGAUUCAGAUAGGGUUGUUUCUGAUGAUGAUAUUGGACCAUUGCUUAAGAGAGAAAGAAGUGGAACGAGUGGUAACCUGAAUUCACCAUCAACAUCGUUAGGAGCUUUGGUAACUGAGUUAGGAUCAGGAGUAAAGUUUGAUGCGUCGCAGUUGAGUCAAGCAGCAAAAGAAUGGUUAGAUGCUCGAGUUACAGAACAGGUAAGCGCAAGAGUAGCGGAUCUGGAAAUGCUAGUUCAGGAACGUGUUGCAAAGGCGCGAACAGAUCUCGAAUCUAGGUUGCGUUCACAAAUUGAGCAAGAAAUGAUGCAUGAAGUUGAAGAAAGUCAUAGAAGAGAAGAAGAAUCAAAGAAGCGAUGCGCAGAACUUGAAGUUAGCCUGGGGAAGAAGAUGAAAGAACUUGAAGAGAUAGAAAAAAAAUUGAAGCAGGAACGUUUGCUAAUGCUGGAGACAAAAAGCAAGCUGGAGAUGGAGCGGAAUGCAUUGGUCCAAGAACGAGAAUUGUUAAGCAAAAGUGAGCAAAAAGCGAUAUUGAAUAAAGGUGGAACAAUGAGGGCGCCAAUCAAGUUGAAACUUGGCUUCAAAUGA
Molecule: messenger RNA, 699 nt
Organism: Thelazia callipaeda (thelaziosis nematode)
Lineage: Eukaryota; Metazoa; Nematoda; Chromadorea; Rhabditida; Thelaziidae
Source: the annotation of a GenBank genome assembly